AUGCCUAAUAACAAUCAACCUACUAUAAAUCGGCUUUCUCUCUCUUCUCCCCGAAAAGAGCGAAAUCUGAGUGCCUUCUCGAUCGCGCUCCGGCGUCGCACCCGACGUCGGAAUUCCCCAAAUUCCCCUUCUCUAGGCCCGCCUCUCAUGGGGCAGAAAAAGCCACCCAAAAAAUCCUCUCCCCCAAAGAAGCUCCCUUCGCCUAAACCAGCCAAAUCUAAAAUCCCACCUCCAUCAAACCCCCAUGUUGAAUCUAAGAUUCUCCUUCCGUUGUCGAUCCCAGCUGCCGGAAAUGAAACUCCAUCAUCUCCGCCUGCAAUUGAUGCCCAAAUCUCUGUUUCAAAGACAGACAAGCCCAUCAAAUCUAACCUAAAUCUAGCUUCCACCAAAGAAGUCCCAGAUCUAGCUCAAAAUGCCGCUUCUGUGGAUGCCGUGAAAACGGCAGUAUCAGGACCGGAAACAUCGUCCGUCGUUUGUGAAGGCCCCCUGGAGACUAACACACAUACAACCCCUCCUGCGAAAGCUGUGACUACGGCUGACCCAGAUUCGUGGUGUGAUCUAGUCAAAGGAACUUCAAAGCGCUUGGAGAAGAAAGGUGAAGCUUUCAUUCUUCCUUCCGGUGAAGCUUGUGUCAAGAUCCCAAACAGUGUCAUAGAGAAAAACAGGAAAUCAUGGGAUUGUUUUGUCCUGGGGCAGUUUUACUCCGAUCCUCCAACACAAGGUCUGUUGCACAAUAUUGUUAAUGGUAUUUGGAGCAAGCAUUACAGGGAUAUUUCGGUGUCCAAGAUGGAUGGAUACGCCUUUCUAUUCCGGAUUCCAAAUGCUUCCACCAGACAUCGUGUCAUAAACCAGCGUUUGUGGCAAAUUGAGGGGCAAACUAUGUUUGUGGCUAAGUGGGAACCAGGCCUGACUCCUGCUAAACCAGAGCUAACCUCUGCUCCGAUAUGGCUUGAACUGAGGGAUGUGCCAUUACAAUUCUUCAAUGACGAUGGCUUAGAACGCAUCGCCAGUCUCGUUGGCAAUCCCAAAUUCCUCCACCAUCAAACUGCAAACAAGACCAAUUUGGAGGUGGCAAAGGUUUUUACACUUAUCGACCCGAGGAAGCCACUGCCAGAAGUUGUGAACGCCCAGUUUGACUCAGGUGAAAUCUGUAGGGUCCGGGUUUCAAGCCCAUGGAUGCCUCCAAUUUGUGAGCACUGUAAGGAGAUUGGCCAUAACAUAAAGAGGUGCAAAGCGGCACCGAUAUUAUGUUUGGACUGCAAAUCAACAGCACAUACAACUGAAAAGUGUCCUAGGAAAGGAAAAGAUAUACAGAAUCGUAGAAACCGACCCGAUGAUCCCGGAAAAGGGCAGCGAGAAGGUAAAGAAAUAUGGAUAGAAAUUUCACUUCGGGAUAAGGUGAAAGCUAAGCCGCCCACGGGAAUCACCAUCGGCUCUCCCUCUGCAAGUAUAAAGGAUCACCAAAAGGCCGAGAAGCCGGUUGAAAGUUUGGUGAAGUCUGGAAAUUCCUCACAAGUCUCAGAGGCUGAGGAGGAUUCCUCUGAUGUUUCAUCUGCUGGAACGCUGGAGGAAUAUGACUACGAUUCGCCGGGAGCCUAUGUGAAGGUGCAAACAAUGAAAGAUAAGAAAGGGAUGAGGGGCAAGGGCCCCAAACCCCAAUAA
Messenger RNA from Microthlaspi erraticum, 1662 nucleotides. Lineage: Eukaryota; Viridiplantae; Streptophyta; Magnoliopsida; Brassicales; Brassicaceae. The record is from the annotation of a GenBank genome assembly.